Messenger RNA from Zea mays, 1824 nucleotides. RefSeq lists its product as uncharacterized. The coding region runs from base 111 to 1610 and encodes 499 amino acids. Gene Ontology annotation, cellular component: nucleus. NCBI's taxonomy places the organism in Eukaryota, Viridiplantae, Streptophyta, Magnoliopsida, Poales, Poaceae. The record is from RefSeq and is marked validated. Gene Ontology annotation, molecular function: chromatin binding. The transcript has a single exon. Gene Ontology annotation, biological process: regulation of gene expression.
CCCCCUUCCUGGCCCCCCACAAUCCGAGGAUCCGAAUCCCCGACGCAACCCUUGCGUGGUGGCGUCACCACCCAAAUCCCACCAUCCGGAUCUGCCGAUCCGCCGCCGCCAUGUCCCGCUCGGAGCGCCGCCUCGCCUCGGCCGUGGUGCGCCUUCCCGGCCGCUCCAGGGUCUCCGCCUCGCCAUCCCCGCGCCGCCGCUCCCAGUCCCCAUCCCCGCGCCGCGACCGCCGCCGCCGCGACCGCUCCCCGAUCCCUUACCGCGAUCGCUCCCCAAGUCCAUAUCGAGCCCGUCGCCGUGACCGCUCCCCGAGCCCUUACCGCGAUCGCCGCGACCGCUCCCCGAGCCCUUAUCGCGAUCGCCGCCGCCAGUGGUCACCCUACCACAACGACCGCGGCCGGGACCGUGACCGGGUCCUGCCCGUCCGUAGCGGCGGGGGCGCCUGGUCCGAUGACGACGACGACGACAAGGAACUCCAGGGCCUCAGCUACUUCGAGUACCGCCGCCUCAAGCGCCAGAAGCUUCGCAAGAGCAAGAAAAGGUGCAUCUGGAACAUCACGCCCAGCCCGCCCCGUGUUGAAGGCGACGAGGAGAACUACGGCUACAGCGACGUGGAAGAGGAGAAGGUAUCUCCGAAGGCCUCGCCGGAGGCUAGCGAGGAGGAGAGCAAGGAUGCGUCGGAGUCAGAAUCCGGUGAGUCUGAUAGCCUCUCCGAGUCCAGCGGAUCGGAAGCUUCUAUGAGGAAGAAGAAAGGGAGGAAUAAAAGUCGCCGUAGUAGCAAGCGCAGCCGGCAGCGCCACCGCCACCGCUCAUACAGUUCGGAGAUUGAGGACGAAAGCAAGAGCGACGAUGAUUCUGUGGGCUCUUAUGAUUCGGAGGAGUCUAGGGAUAGGAGCAAAAAGAGGUCGCGCAGGCAUAAUAGAUCUAAGAAGAGGAGCAGGAGCUCCAGGAGGAAGAAGAGGAGGAGCCAGGAUACAGCAUCGGAGCAAAGCUCUGAGGAGGAAGAGGAGGAGGAUAGUAAGAAAAAGAAUAAGGGCUUGAAGAGGAAGCGGAGCAAGCGAUCUGAUUCUGAAGAAUCGGUCCCUUCUGAUGCCACUCCUGAUGAUGUAAAAGAAAUUGAAGAAACUAAAGUGCCAGAAAUUGAUCCAGAAGCAAUCAAGUUCAAGGAAAUCCUUGAGGCCCAGAAGAAGGCUUCCUUGGAGAACGAUAUGCCUGUUGGUCCAAUGCCACUUCCACGCGCAGAAGGGCAUAUUAGUUAUGGUGGUGCACUUAGGCCUGGAGAAGGUGACGCAAUUGCACAGUAUGUUCAGCAAGGGAAGCGUAUCCCACGGCGUGGUGAGGUUGGUCUGUCUGCAGAAGAGAUUCAGAAGUUUGAGGAUCUGGGGUAUGUGAUGAGUGGGAGUAGGCACCAGAGGAUGAAUGCUAUCCGUAUCAGGAAGGAAAAUCAGGUUUAUAGUGCUGAGGAUAAGAGAGCAUUGGCCAUGUUUAACUACGAGGAGAAGUCAAAGCGGGAGCACAAGGUUAUGGCUGACUUGCAGCGCUUGGUGCAGAGAACCAUUGGCCAUGAUGUGGGACCUUCACAUGAUCCAUUUGCUACUACAGAUGGUUGAGUAAUGAUUUCUUGUUCAACUAGUCACCUGUAUCAGGUGUGCUUUACCUGUUUGUGUUUCCUUCCCUACAUUGUAAUUAGUGUUUUUGAACUUGCCUAGUUAUGCCGCAAAUUGCUUAUGACAUUUUGCAUGUGAACCAUAGUAAAAAAGAGCAUAUUAUUAGCUUGUAUCUUGUAUGUGCAAUAUUUUUUGUUAUGAUGGGUUAUAUGUGCUU